UUCCGAUCUCGCUCUUCCGCGAUUAUUAUAUUCCCCAGUCGCUGGCUGCAGGGCUUUUCGUUGUACAGUAGUCACCUUGAGUUCAAUCUUACCUUUUCAGAGUCUCAUUGCUUUUAUUACUACCCAAAUCCGCCACCAUGUCGGGCGCAGCAUCUAAAGGCCUCGCCCGGGCCCUGCGCCAGGUAAAGAGACCUUCAAUCUCUCGAAGUCGACAACCUCAGGCCGUCCGAACCCUUCAUGAGCCCAUACGAACCUUCUCCUGUACAUCGCGGCGGCGGGAAGACCUGAGUGAGCCUGGCCAUGACGUAAGAUAUACCACCGACAUGUACCCUACGCUCAAGCGAGAUCCCAAAUAUGCGGAUAUCACAUCCGAACAUGUCGAGUUCUUCAAGUCGGCAUUGGGUGAAGAGGCAGCCGUGGUCGAUGGUGUAUCACAAGAUGCAACUGAUGACCUUGAGGCGUUCAACAGAGAUUGGAUGAAAAAGUACAGGGGGCACACCAAGCUAGUAUUGAGACCAAAGAGCACGGAAGAAGUGAGCAAGGUAUUGAAAUACUGCAACGACAAUAAGCUGGCUGUCGUUCCCCAAGGAGGAAACUCAGGUUUGGUCGGAGGCAGUGUACCAGUGUUCGAUGAGAUUGUCAUCUCGUUAGGGCGCAUGAACAAGAUCCGCAGUUUCGACGACGUCAGUGGUAUCCUCGUUGUUGAUGGAGGUGUCAUCCUCGAGGUGGCCGACAACUUUCUCGCUGAACAUCACCAUCUGUUCCCUCUUGAUCUAGGCGCGAAAGGAUCUUGCCAAAUUGGUGGUAAUGUGGCUACGAAUGCAGGAGGUCUCAGACUAUUACGAUAUGGCUCGCUGCACGGUAAUGUCCUCGGUCUCGAGGCCGUCCUACCUGAUGGCACUAUCGUCGACGAUCUGUCUAAACUCCGAAAGAACAACACUGGCUAUGACCUCAAACAGCUCUUUAUUGGCGGCGAAGGCACCAUUGGAAUUAUUACCGGCGUGUCCGUGCAAUGCCCACAACGAUCAAAGGCCGUCAACGUCGCCUACUUCGGUCUGCCGUCAUUCGAACAUGUUCAAAAAGCAUUCAAGGAAGCCAAAAUUCAACUCGGCGAGAUCCUGUCCGCCUUCGAGCUGAUGGAUUCCCAGAGUCAGGGAUUCGUGCAUCGGGUCACUGGCAACAAACGACCACUUGAAGGAGAACAUCCAUUCUACUGCUUGAUCGAGACGAGUGGUUCAAAUACUGAACAUGACAGUGAAAAACUGGAAAAGUUCCUGGAACACGUCAUGGGCGAGGAGAUCGUCUCCGAUGGCGUUGUGGCUGAAAAUGAAACUCAACUCAGGGCUCUAUGGGGAUGGAGAGAAGGCAUCACAGAGGCGAUUGGACACUUUGGCGGCACAUAUAAGUAUGACCUGUCGAUACCACUUUCGGAUCUCUACAAGCUGGUCGAGGAGACGCGGGAGAGAUUGACCUCAAAAGGUCUGAUAGGUGAUGACGAUUCACAUCCAGCCCUUGGUGUCGUUGGCUAUGGCCACAUGGGUGAUUCGAACCUACACUUGAACGUCCCGGUCAGACGAUACACGAAAGAAGUCGAGGAGGCCAUCGAACCCUGGGUAUACGAAUGGGUCCAGAAAAGAAACGGAAGUAUCAGUGCUGAACACGGUCUCGGCAUAGCGAAAAAGAAGUACAUUGGGUACAGUCGGAGCGAGAACAUGAUCAAGCUGAUGAAGCAGAUUAAGAACUUAUACGAUCCCAACGGCAUCAUGAAUCCAUACAAAUAUAUAUAGUGUGCGUGCUGGUCGGGAGACUCGCUGCAACGAAUAUACAGAUGGAAACCCAAGAACCACAUCACCAUUUUGUGUUGUCCUACCGGUCAGUCAACGGUAACCCCAGUCUUGUCAAAGCAAGCUUUGCUAGCCAGACUCCCGACAUUCGCAGACGUCAGCAAUUCCUUCUCCAUGCGGGGAAAGACGGGUGGGCCAGCGGCGUUUU
This is a messenger RNA of Exophiala viscosa, 1992 nucleotides long. RefSeq names its product actin interacting protein 2. Gene Ontology annotation, cellular component: mitochondrion. The record is from RefSeq and is a predicted model, not a curated record. Gene Ontology annotation, molecular function: FAD binding; catalytic activity. The transcript has a single exon. Bases 138 to 1787 code for a protein of 549 amino acids. NCBI's taxonomy places the organism in Eukaryota, Fungi, Ascomycota, Eurotiomycetes, Chaetothyriales, Herpotrichiellaceae.